GGAAGUAGAAACAGAAACGAAAGAUGGCCGACACUGUCUGCAACAUUUAGUAGUUUUCUUCCUUCUACGUUGGGAUCUCUAAACAGAGGUACACACUGCUGUUUGUUAGAUAUUUGUAUUAUGUCGUGUUUUCUCCUAAAGUUUGUCAAAGUGCAUGCUAGGUCAUAGCUGAACUACGACUUGAAAGCUAGCUGGGUUGUUUGCAAAGCAUGUGUGCAGAAGCUACAUGUUAACUGCAGUUUAUAAAGAUCUCUUAACAGCUUUCUCAGUCAACUUUUCUACAGUUUUUAAUCUUAUAUCUUUAAAUUUGUAAACUUUAUAAAAUCUCAACGUGAACACGGUCACAGAACAGUUAACUAAGUAGGAAAUAUUUAGAGGACAGUUUUAAAACGCUGCUAACUUUUACUGUUUGCUCUUUAUACCUCAGUUUUGUUUCUGCUAAGCCACAGUCUUAACGUUGUAAGAGGUAAAAGAGCAACAUUAAACAGGAUUAGUUGUAGGACAAGAGUGAAUGAAUAGGUUUAGAAGUGCACAUUGUAAACAGUUGUUAUUACAGUUUCAGGGCGCUCAAGUCUUAUGCAUUCCCACCCGUUCACACGCCACACAUUGUAUUUCUCACACAUUUAAAUUACCACGUCCCCUGAGUUGCACCUUUUUUAACAAUUUCCAUUUUCCCCUCCACAAAAACAGCGACUCCCUCAAAGUCCAUCUGUUUUUUUUUCUGUGGAAAAGCAGCAUUUCUCACAUAUUAUUUUUAAAGUUCUAAUACUCAUGACAGUUUAAUGUUAAUGUACCAAAAGAUUAAGUAUCUCAAUGUUUGUGAAACCUUCACUGAAGUACAAUUUCUGUAAAUGCCCCACAGCCCUCAUUUUAACAACUCGCCUCCACAACAGCUACUUUUACAUAAAUUUAUAACUUGUAAGUAAUGACUUUAUUCUCAUAAGUAAUCUCAAAGUUAUUUUUUUUUCUUAAUGUGGCCCUUUUAGUGUGUUGUAUUUAUUAGAUUAUAUUAAUACAUUAUCUUUAAUUACUCUUCACCCGUGACCCCCCAUCUCACUCCAAGCUUAGUUCAAAACCUGAGAGCCCAGCAGUUGAAAUGAUAGACUUGGCAUGCUUAAUAUUUCAACAUUUUAUUCUUGUUUUAUGAUUAUUGCUUGAUAUUUCUAAUGUUUCUCAUUUUGGCAGGAUGCGUAAAUACUCGUAAUAAACAACAGGCAUUGCUUGAAAAUUUCUGGCUGUCAUGGAGGAUGAGAGACGAAAACUGACUCCAGAGCAAGACGCCCUGGAGCACAUAGCCUCCCGUAAGGACAAACCUUUUCUGGAGGGAAGAUACAUCGAUUCCUUUAAAGGUAGGGGGUACUCACCUGAUGACAGUAUAUUGAUUAUUGUAUUAAUAUGAAGUUUUCUUUACUACCUGAGAACAGGUUUGGGGACUGGUACAUCCAGAGCCCUUUUUUAAAUGAAGUUAUCAAUCAUUCAGGAUUUAGUUGAAUAAUUGGAGUUUAAGUAAAUGAAGUGCCUACCUUAUUUAUUUUUAUAACUACAAUAAUUAACAGGAGUGUGGCCAUGAGCUUAGUCAUACACUGCAGGAUGAAUCUGUAGGAUGAAUAAUCCUGCUCUGUCCGAAUUGAUGCAAGACUAUUGUAAUAAAUGUAAAAAAUAAAGUUUACUAAUAGACAAGACUAUAAAUGGAAAUUACUUUAGAGAGAAAAUAAGUCGGAGCAGGAUACUUGUCUACUAUUCUGUCAAUAUAAUUAUGCGACUUUGGAAUAGCUGAAAUAUUCAUAGUAAUGCAAUUUACCACCAGCUUUCAUAAACGCCACACUUAAACGGCUUUGUACUAUUUUAAUGGUUAUAUUUCUUACCCAGGGAGAGGGCUGUUUACCUACAAUGCCAUUAAGCCAUCUAUGUUUGUGGUUGAAUAUCGGGGGAACAUCUACUCCACCAAAACCACAACACCCCAUAAGACCUGCCCCGAUUCUCUGGUCAAUUAUUUAUUUGAGUUUUCAUGGAAUGGAGCGCACUGGUGGUGAGUUAUCUACUUUUUAACGAGGUUUGUCAAAGACAUGUUAAUCCUAAAUGAGUCUAAUUAAGAUUAUUUCACUUGCAGCAUUGAUGCUUCAUCAGAAGACCGGAGCCUCGGUAGGCUGGUGAAUGACAACAACAUCAAUCCCAACUGUGAAAUGAAGAAAGUGAUUUUUGAGGGAAAGCCACGCCUGUGCCUGUUUGCCGUGAGGAAUAUAUCACCAGGCGAGGAAAUCACUUUCAAUUACGGGGACUCAACUUAUCCUUGGCGCUCAAUGGUAGGUUAAAAGAAAGAAAAUAACUUUAAAUUCCUAAAGUACUGUCACUCAGUUUUAUCUAAUUUUAUUCAUGUCGUAAAAUUAAAAUGUAUUAGGAUUAGAAAACAUCAGGUUAACAAAGGUGUCAAAUUUCCUCAUGACUUUUGCAUCUUGUUCGAUUUUUGCAGGAGUCCUUAGAUACGUCAAGUCUUUCAUUUUCAGACUUUUGUGCUACUCCAUCAACACCAAGAGCUGAAGGGGUAUGUUACUCUGAUUAUAUCAACUUCCUCAUGACUACGUUAAUUUUACGUUAUAUUUUUGGUGUGGUGGCUAAUCUCUCAUGACGUAAGUUCAAUUCCCGUCCAUGCAGAAGUGUUUGUAAAUCUAAAAAAGGGGUUAAUUUUAUGUUUUGUGUUGGUAAAGAUAUAAAAUGUCCUGAUUGGUAAAAUAGUCAGCUAAUCUUACCGAAGUCCUCAUUUACACUGUGACCAUGUUUUCUCUGUUCAGGACUGGAAUCCAGCCUCCAGUUUCAAUCACUCUGAGGACGAUGUUUACGAUGACGACGACAUCGACGAGCUUAUUGACAGUGGACCAGGAUCUGGCGGUGACAGUUUUUGUGGUACUAGCAGUCAGCAACGCCGCUCUCAAGGGAAGUCAGGGACCUUAAUGAUAAAACCAGACGGAGCUUCAAGCUUCAUGCGGGACAACAAAGCUUCUUCCAGCUCCAGUGACUCUGAGGAAGACCAGGAACACCGACCCACCGGGGCUUCGAAAAAGUCCGAAGAUGCCAGUUACGCCACGAAAAACUUUUGUUAUUUUUGUUCUGCUGGUGUUGAAAAAAUGGCAAGGCAUCUUUUGAAGCAUGUUGACCAAGACCCUGAACUGGCGAGAGCUUUUUCAUUACCCACAGACUCCAGAGAGCGAAAAAAGAUACUUGACAGUUUUCGGACCAAAGGAAAUAACAAACACAACCAGGAAGUAUUGAAGUCCAACUGUGGAGAGUUAAAACUCAAACGGCGACCAACAACUAAGGGUGCUAAGUCAUAUGCAUGUUGCCCGCACUGUACAGGCAUGUAUGUCCGCACUGAAUUAUGGAGGCAUAUGGCCAGAUGUCCUGAAAUAUCAACAUCAACAUCAACAUCGACCCCCUCUACAAGCGGCAGGACAAAAAUUUUGGGUAAGAUUGCUCUUGCAGAGUCCCCAUUCGCCCAAAAACUUCCAGCUGCUGUUUCGCAGAUGCUCUCAGGAAUGAAACAAGACGAGGUUUCAAGUGCAAUUCAGAAUGAUCUUGUUUUGCUCAAGCUGGCAGAAGAUUUGUCUGAGAAGUCUCAAAAUAAUAAGAGAAAACAUGAAUACAUCAGAACCAGGCUCAGAGAAAUGGGAAGACUUCUGGUGGCGCUCCAGGAAAAGUCAAUAACCAGCUUCCAGGAUGCAGUCAAACCUACCAACUUUCGCAGGGUUGUUAAGGUUGUACGGAAAAUCGCUGGGUAUGAUACAGAAAGGAGGAGCUACAGCCAACAGGCUCUCGCUCUGAGGCUGGGACACUCACUGAAGAAAAUAGGCUCCACUGUCCUCCAAAUGGAAGCCAAUGAGCAGAUAAGAACGGACACCAGGACGUUUAUGAAGUUAUGCACUGAAGAAUGGACUCCACUCGUCUCUCAACCAGCCCUCGCACGGCCGAACGGACAAACGUCUAAGAAGCCAUCUUUAAUACCGUUCACGCGGGACGUGCAGCUUUUCUACGGGUACCUGGAGGCAGCAUCAGCCUCAGCCGCUGACACGCUGAAGGCCUCAGAAGGUCCGCAGGUGUAUGCCGCACUUUGUAGGGUGACUCUGGCACAAGUGUCAGUCCUGAACAAAUGUUCACCCGCGGCUUCGAAAAUGACACUACAGGCGUUUCAGGAGAGGGAAGACGCUACCCAGGUGCUGUCCAAACACUUCAUCAAGAUAAACACAGGGACGGGAAAUGGUCAGAGCAGUGCCGUGCUGCUGACCUCUCACCUCGUCAGUGCGAUGAUGCUGCUCAUAAACAAGAGGGAUACAUGUGGGGUUCACAAAGACAACCCCUUCUUGUUCGCGAAGCCGAACUCUUCACCUACGAGCCUUUACCGCGGACGGCUUAGCAUCCACGCCUUUUCAAUUCUGUGUCAGGCGGAGAACCCGGAGCCCCUCAGAUCACCGCACUGUCACAGGCACGUCGCGAGAGUUUUCCAGAUCCUCACCUUGGAAAACGACGAGCUGGAACACCUCGCCAAACUUCUGGGUCACGACAUCCGAGCCGACAAGGAUUACUAUCGACGACCGGAGGCGGCCGCGGAACUCGCUAAAGUAGCGAAACUGAUCGAGGCGAUGGAACGGGGCUCCGCCGAAAACUCCCAGAGAGGGUCUCCAGAGGAAGCUGAUAUUGAGGGUUUGUAUCCACAUUAACUAUGAAUUUGAUUUAGUUAUAAAUGAAAACUUAUGAGGGCUGUUUAUUCUGCUGAAGAUGAGCCAAAUGUGGAGCGACCUGGUGGAGGAAUCAGCGAUGCCAAGGAGGAUGAUAAAGAUCCUCAGGAGAAAGGUAUGUUGAAGAGAUGACUCUGCUUUAACUCUGUUACACUUCUUCCUGUACUCCCUAUUCCAAAUAUACCUGAGAAAUAAUUUUCUAUCUCAAUGAUACUGAUGAGACUAAAAUUGAUGAUCCAUGUUUCUACUUUGUCUCAAGAUGAACCAGAUCCAGGAGUCAGUGAUGCUGAGGAGGACAAUGAAGAUCCCCAGGAGGGAGGUAUGAUGAUUAAAAUAAUCUUUGUUUGGGCGCAGAGAGGCAGAGCAGUUCGAGGACAUGCCCAAGAAAGAGCGAGAAAGACGAUGUUUGAUAUGGACAUGAGCAUGAACUUCAGAAGCCUGUUCUGUCUACUGAUCUGUCCUUUCAAAAUAAAAGCACAAAAAUGUAACUCAAAUUAUAUAAUAUUGCCACCUAAUCCAAAAGAUUUCAGAUCAAUUCAUGUCUUUUAGUUUUCUUCUAAUUUUGGCAAACUUUUCAGAAGCUGUUGAAGAAAAGCAGAAAAUUGAAGCGAGGAAGAAAAGACGAUUGACACUAAAGGAAGACGCUUCGAAACAUGCAAAGGUAUGCAGAGACUAACUACCCUGAACUAACCCAGGUUUAAAUUAGAUUGUCCUGUGCAGCGUUAGACUAAGACUAAACCUUGAAGAGCUGCCAGGAUUACCGCUGGAUUUGUUUUGGUUACAUGAAGCUAAGGAAAUUCAACGUUUAUAUUUUCAGGUCAGGGAUUCGGGAGGAUCUUGCAGUUCUGAAGGAUCCAACAGUGAAGAGGAAUACGUCCCUGAAGGGGCCACAAGCAGCGAUGACAGCGAAGGCGAGUCAUCGCUGCUCGUGGCUGCUUGUGGAUCAUCAAAACCACGUCGAGCGUCCUCUGCGAAGUUAACAUUUGACGAGCGUGACUCUGACUCUGAUCAUAAACCCAAAUCUCAGAGCCACAGGACCAAAAAUUAUUGUUUUGUUUGCGGGAAAGAUGUGUUUAAAAUUUCCCGCCACCUUUUCACCCACAGACACGAUGAGCCUGAGGUAGCUGAAGUGUUUAAGCUGCGCAAAAAAACCAAAGUGCGAAAGCAGCGCAUCAAAGAGCUCCGAGACAAAGGAAACUUUGAACAUAACGAAAAGGUUUUGAAGACGGGCUGCGGAGAACUGGUGGUGAAAUACAAGAAACUGCAAAAGCCUCCUGCUACAAAACCGUGCCUGUUCUGCAAAGACAUAAUUAUCUGUGCAGAAAUGAAGAAGCAUCUGAGGACAUGUCCGGUGAAGAAGGCCACUGAAUCUCCAAACUGCAAGGAUAGGAUCCUGUCUGUGGUCGCCUCUGCAGAGUUGGACAAUCCUGAAACCUCGUCAGAACUGAGCAGCUUGUUACAAACUCUGAGGCAAGACAAGGUCGCCAAGGUCGUCACCAACGAUUCCUAUCUUUUGCUCAUGACGCGGUACCUUUGCCACUUGAGCGGGAGUCACACAAAAACGAAACCUAGGCUCUUGCAGAGGCUGAGGGCGAUGGGAACUCUUCUUUUAGCGGUGAAGGAUCAGGAAUCAAUCAAGAGUUUCGAAGAUGUCAUGAAACCUGAAAACUUCAGCACAGUCCUGGAGGCGAUUCAGGAGCUGGCUGGUUUCGAUAGAGAGAGGAAGAUCUAUGAAAAACCUCAUACCAUGCAAUUGAUAGGAUAUUCCUUGAAGUACAUCGCUGAGAUCCACUACGCGAGAGUUUUAAAAGAAGACACGGACAAACAGAAGAUUGAGGAUGCAAAGAAAUUGGUGAAGCUGUGUCUGGAGCAAUGGUGCGGCUUCUACAGAGUAAAAUCUGUAUCGACCAUACUCUUCAUCCAAGACGGGCAGCUGCUCUACCAGUGCAUGGAGAAGACGGCGGCGUCCGCAUUCGAAAGUCUGACUAAGUAUGAAUGUGCUCCGGUCUACACCGCGCUUUUCAGAGUGACCACGGCUAAGCUUUCGCUCUUAAACCCGAACGUGGACGUUUAUAACACAACGCUCCAGUCAUUCCAGGAAAGAGGGGAGGCUGAGGCGGCUGUCAACCAAUCAGAGCUGGAGCAGAUCCUCCACAUGGAUUUGUUGAAGUUCAAUGUGAUGGACGACAAGGGGAAAAAGAUCGUCAUGACUCUGACGCCUGCGCUGCUCGCCGCACUGGAACUUCUUGUGAGCAAAAGAGACGCCUGCAACGUGGAUGUGAAAAACACCCUUUUGUUCGCACAGCCUUCCUCGAACCUUUCGAACGUCUUCAAAAGAGGCCAGUGUUUUACCACCAUCGUUGCUCGCUGUGGGGCAAAGGACAAAGCGAACCUCCGGUCUUUGUUUUUUCGCAAGUACCUCACGAGGAUUUUCCAGAUCCUCAGCUUCACGAAUGACCGGCUGGAUCAGCUGGCCAAACUGCUGGGCCGAGACAUCCAGACGGACUCCGAGUAUUACCAGAAGCCGGAGGCAGCGCAAGAUAUCGCGAAAAUCUUAGAGCUGCUAUCAGCCGUGGAGACGGGGACUGUCGAACGAUUUGAGGGGAAAUCUUUCGAGGAGAUCGAGAUUUCAGGUAUGUGCUCAGAUUUGAGGUUUUGAAGGUGCUCUGUUGGGGAUUUCUUCGCAGUGACAUCUAUCUUCUUUAGCUCUUGGACCUUUAUGGUUUGUGUCUGUGCAGUUCUCUUCUUCUUCUCUUGGGCCUCCUUACCUUUCUGAUUAGUUAGCUUUGCCAAAAACACGUGUGUCUGUUAACAGUGAAUCCUCAACUUAAUCUGGGCAACAACGGGAUAAGAGUUUCGAUUGUCUUGAUGAUUGCGUUCAUGUCAUUUAUAAUGACUUCAACAGUUUCAGUCAGUCUCAGUUUCUUCUUUGUCUCUGAAGACAUGUUGGAGCCGGUCAACCCUGAAAAAAGUGAUGCUGAGGACGACAACGAAGAAUCAGAGAGCUCUCCUCAGAAAGGUUUGUGAUGUCUUCUUUGCUACUUUAGAUAAUCAAGUCUUUGUUUUCCAAAAAGAUUAAAUGUGUUGAAAAACAGUCGAUAUUAAAAAUUGUCUGUAUCACUGACAGGUCGCUCGUCUUCGAAACGAUCGUCAAGAAAGAAAACGCCCGGCAGCUCCUCAAAGCGACUGAGAUCAAGCGGAGGGAAGAAGAAGAAGAGCAGGAGGCAGGAGAGUGAGAACGAGGCGUCUGAGAAGGAGGAGAAGGGAAAAGACAACGAGAACAAAGAGCAGGAUGACGGCUCGGAGGAAAGACCUGCGAGUCCCGCUGAGGAGGAACCUCAGGAGACACGAACAUCAAACAGAAAUGAGGACAUAACAAACAUGUCCUUCAGUGACUGCGAUGAUGACAUGAACGUAGACUUCGACGUGGACGUAGACACCGACGAGGACGUUCCCACAAACGAGGGGAACGAUGGAGGCGAUGAUGACGCAGAAGGUUCGGGGACAAAGCCGGGGUCACAGAGUCAGAAUGAAGACGACGUGGACUCAAACUCAGAGGACCAUGUGGAGGAAGAAGCAGAUCAAGAUGAAGAGGAGCAGAGUGACAUGAUGGAUGUGGACAGCAGGAGUUCCUCUCUUGUCUUAAGCAACGGUAAAUCCAAUAAAUCAGGUCACUCCAGAUCACAAACGUCUUCAUACAUAAAAGAAAAUUUGGAAUAAAUCCGAAUAAAAUCUGCUUCUUUUUAUUCACCAAAAAUAGAAAAAAAUUAACUUUUUUUCUCAGUGUUAAAUUGGCACCAAAAACUUUAUAUUUUUACUGUUUAUAGAAAAGAAGAUCGAAGUUUCUGCUGCAGAGAUCGGACUGAAAGAAGUGAAGAUUUUACUCCAAAAACUGGACUUAGUGAGUAUCUGGAUAUUUCUUUUCUUUAACACUGUGAUUAAAAAAGAAGAAAAAUAACUCAGUCAGCUGAUAACUUCUAAAUCGUUUUGAUAUUUUCUUUGUAAAAUACGACAAAGUUUGAAGCUUUUUAAUGAAAGCAGAUGUUUUAGUCGCUGCAGAGGAAAACUUUUGUGAAAACGGUGAGAAGAAGUCCUGACAGUUUUGACUUUUCAUGGAUUAGGAUCACUUGUUUUGCAUUUGUCACAGGUUUUUUUCUUUCAAUCUUGUUUAAUUUUUGUAUUUUCUGUCUCAGGAGAAGUUAAAAGCUUCAGUUCGGCGUCCUCAGCCGUCAUCUGCAGGGCGGGGUCGACCCGUCUGUGCUGAGGGUCAAAAGCCUCCAAAAUCCACGAACACUGACAACAAGACGACAAAUGAAAAAGUAAGGAAGGGGUAAAAUCUGUGAUUUUUGUGUAAUUAUUAAGAGUGUUUCGGAUAUUUUGGUCCAUGCUCAGCUUUUUCUCUCUCCCUUAUUUCAGGAGAUUCAGAUGAUCUGCUCCCACUGCAAGAAGAUCAUGACGAAAGGCCAAACAGCCUAUCAGAAGAAAGGUUUCACAGACGUCUUCUGCUCCAAAGACUGUCUGUUUCAGACGUUUCCCAUCAACAAACCAGCGACCAGAUCCUGCUUCCAGUGCAACAAGUGAGUCUCUGUCUUCCCAUGAUCUCUAAGGUUUGAUUCUUAUUAAUAACAAACUCAUCGUUCUCUUCGUGUCGUCAGGGCGAUCACGCAGCUUCUGGAUCUCAUCAUGGCCUGUGUCGAUGUCAAAGGAACUAUGAAGGACUUCUGCAGCAUGUCAUGCCUCUGCUCUUUUAAGACCGGCUCCUCCCAAACUUCACAGCAAGUCUGCAGCAUGUGCAACAAAUCUGGAUCUGUAAGGAAAAAUGAAUAAACAGAGGCCAAUAAAACAGUUUGUUUUUAUUCUCAUCUCUUCUUUUGUUCUUCUCCUCCUCAGACCAAAUGCGGCCUGAUGGUGAAGAACGUUUUCUACAAGUUCUGCAGCGAGAGCUGCUUCGAAGAUUUCCGCAGAGAAAACCUGGCGGUCUGCAAAAGCUGCAGCUCCACCUGCUACAAACCACUGAAGCUGACCCUGGAGGAGGAGACCGUGAACAUGUGCAGUCAGGCAUGUUUGGUCGACUUCAAAACGGUAAAGUCAGAAUUAAGUCAUGACCUUCCUCUUCUACACUUUUGAGGCUGAGCGACGCCUUUAAGACAUUGUAAAACACUUUAUUCUGAAUCUGAACGUCUGAAUUAAAAACCUCUUCUCUCAUAUUUUUGUUUUUGUUUCCUGCAGGAAAUCCAGGAACUCCAACGGUGCACCAUGUGCCGCGAUCCUCGACCGGUGUCAGACAUGUUUCCCCAAAACGUCGACACGAGCGUGGUGAAGCUCUUCUGCACUCGUGCCUGUUUCAUGUCCUACAAACUCAGACCUGCAGUCCUCCAAGGUUUGAGACAACAAGCUUUUUAAAGUUUUUAUGAUCGGCUUCUCCUUCUGUCUGUUAUCACUUACUUUCUUCAGACUUUAAAUCUGAAUAUUGUAAUUUAAAAAGACCCGUACCGAGGACUGUAAGACGUUGUGAUUCUUCCUCUAGAAAGCUCGGCUCACUCGAAGGAGAAAAACGGACAAGAACAAUCUGAACAGGUGAUGAAUAUUUUCAGUUUCCUUCACUCCAUAAACGAUAAAACUGAGUGACGAAAAUUUAGAAAGUUAAAUUUAUUUGUUCUCAACUAAGAAUGAUUUUUUUUCCUGCAGGAGGAGGAGAGGAUCUCUUCUGACUCGGAUGUAAACAAAGACAAACAAACUCGAUGCGCUCCGACGGUCGUGGUUGGAGAUGUGACCUUCUGCACCUUCUGUGGAAAGACUGUCCCACAUGGACGGAAAUUUUGUCCCAGAUCCUGUCAGCCUAGAGAGAAUCGAGACAAGAAGAAAUGCUACAACUGUGCCGAGUAAGUUCAUAACUGUGUCGUUGUCUAUUAAAGGUAGAUGACGCUGUUUUUAAAGGAACAACGCUCUCCUCUCCUCUCCUCUCCUCAGGGUGAUACUGCGACCUCACAGCAUGAUCCUGGCUCCUGUGGACGAUUCAGGAACCAGGAAGGAGUUGUGCAGCAACAAAUGUCUCACUUCUGUCCACUCCAAGAUAGAAAAAAAAGAGUGCAAGAUGUGCAACAAAUGCUGCGCCGUAAGAUGAAAAUGCUUCUGUUUAUAUUCGGGCCUCUCAGUGGGUUGUGUUUUUUAUUCUUAUUCCACAGAGGACCACUUUUUCAAAAGCUUCAACACCCUCUUUCUCCUCUUCCUCUUCCUCCUCCGUCAUCCUCAGGUCGGCUCCAGACUGACCAUGGACGGCCUCAGACACUCAUUCUGCAGUGACCCCUGCUUCAUCAACUACCACAAAGUCAAUAACUUACCUUUGGUCACCUGUGACAUCUGCCACCUCACCGCCUUAAAACCGUUAAGGCUGAAGACCGAGGAAGGCGCUACGUCCGUCUGCAGUGACGAAUGUCUGGUCAGACUCAAAGAGGUGAGUCGGUUUAAUCCAGAAGGUCUCGUUACUUUCAGAAGAAUCAGGAAGUCAGAAAAGUGUGAGGUGAAACUUACAUUCUAGGAUUUUAGGACCUGGUCACCAAAGACUGACCCUGGAUGAAAUACGUUGAGGCCUCACAUUGUGUCUUUGUCCUUUCUGGGUUAUUUCAGAGGAUUAGGAAACCUCAGCUGUGCUCCAUGUGUCAGACGUCCCAUCAGCUGUCAGACAUGGUUGAAAAUGUAAACAAGGAGGGAACUCUGAACUUCUUCUGCAGCAGCCGAUGUUCGAUGGUGCAUAAGGCUCAGUCCGCCACCGUGUCGGGUACGUAUCCGUCUCUGUCCUCUUCAUUUCCACUUUUUUCAGUGACUUUUUAAAACAUAAAAAAAUACUUCAGAAUGAGAGUUUGACUUUUUCUCCUCUCGUGAUUUUAAAGGGAGGAAAAGUCCUCCGACCUACAAGAGUGAAGCAGAAGAGGAGGAAGAAGAGAGGGAAGAGGACAUUAAAGAAGUCAAAAUUCUUCCAAACUUGGACUUUGUGAGUUUUUCAAGUCUCUUAUUAUUCUUCUUAUUGUUUUGUUUUUACACUGGGAUGAAUUUGAGCCACGUCUCAGUCUGAUUCCUGCAGAUUUUGUUGUGAUGAACAUGAUUUACUGAUCAGUGAAAAAUGAAUCAUGACUUAUUACAUACUGACUAAAAUCUGAGCGAUAAUCCAGACAGACUCCUUUUCUAUGAAUGUCGCUGAUGCACGUCUCUGCUCUUCACUCCCCGUCAAGAUUAAACAAGAGCCCGUCGAGGUGGAGUGCAAACCAAACCUCUCAUUCCUGGUUUCUGCAGAGAACGUCAAAGACGAGCCUCACGUGUCAAAGGUGGGAGAAACGCACGUAUUUAUUUAUCAGGGUCUUUGAGAGCAGAGAUCUACUUUCUAAUCUCUACAACAAAAACGUUAAAACUAAAACUGUACGACUAAAAAUUUCACCACCAAAGUGAGCUGAACAUUUGUGCCGCUGAGGUUUAAACUCAGUCUGCAGAUUGUUUCAGGUAAAAGGAGCAGAAUCAAGAUUAAAAACGGAGAAAGAUAAUCUGGAUUAAGUCCAGGAUAACUGAGCUAAUGUUUACUCAGAUUAGUCCAGCUGAUUUAAGAAUAUGAGGAAGAAGAUCAGAAGUAUUUAAAGCAGAUACCAAGUCGAUUUCUUAACCGUCUUUUGUGACGUUCAGAAAUGUCCUUCCAAAAGUCACGUCUUUAUCGCGGACUGACUUCUGCCUCUGAGCUGCUCGCUGUUCGUCUUUUAACAGGAGGACUUAAAGAUCGAAGAAGUCUCAAGUCUCUCCUCGUUAGACUCCGCCCCCGCGGCGUCCACUCAGACCAACUUUGACACACCCGUGCCUUGCUUCAACUGCAAAAAAGUCCUCAAGGACAGAGAGACGGUUUAUCAGAAGAAGAGCCACGCUGAGAUCUUCUGCUCUUCUCCCUGUCUUAUGAAAUUUUACGAAGCGGAACAAGAAAAGACGAGCUGCACCUUCUGCCUCCAGUGAGUCGCGCACAGAUUUCAUCCAGCCGUGGUGAAAAUGUUCGACUCUAGCGUGAUCGCAUCUUUCCUUGUCUCUUCAGGGCGAUAACACGGAGGACGAAGACUAAGGUCCUUCAGGCUCCGGUGGACGAUGAAGGAACGAUGAAGGAUUUCUGCGGCCAGACCUGCAUGUCGUCGUUCAACUACAAGAGGAUGAUGUCGACCAAAGUGGCGAUUGUGCCCGUGGCCUCACACUCACAGUGCAACAUGUGCAGCAGAUACUGUAUUGUAAGAGUCAGGAGGAAACACUGCCGUCCGUUUAUUUCCUCGUUUUCCUCUCAGGUUGUUCUAACUUUGAUCGCCCCUCUCUCUCCUUUCGCAGAGUAAACACGAGAUCAUACGGCAGGAUGUCGUUCACAAGAUCUGCAGCGACCCCUGUUUUCUCCGGUUCUGUAAUUUGAACAAGAUGUUUAUCUGCGUGAACUGUCACUCAAACUGUGAGACGCCCCUGCUGGUCAGGAUGCAGGACUGCAGCAAAAGGCUGUGCAGCGAGGAGUGUCUGACUCGAUACAAACAGGUGCGAUACAUGUGUUUUAUACUCUGAAAUUGAGUUUGUGAUCAUCACUGGUCCAAAAACAUGUCUUCAGUGGACACAGGCCCUAACUUCUAAUAAAACAUUCAAAGAUAACGCUUAAUUUAAAAGUUGUAUUGUUGUGUCGAGCUUCUGUUUUGUUUGUAUUGGAGUUAAACCAGUUUAGACAGUUUGUAGUGAGUCAGCGACAGUGUAAACAAAACUUUUAUAUUGAAGGAAGUCGAGGGUUUUGUCUUUGCCGCUCUUCAGUAAACAGACUCUUAACUCGACACAGUCCAGUUUCCUGAUUUUGGAGUCUUCAGGAAAACCAUGACCUGGAUGAUUGAGAAUCUUCAUGGACAUUUUAGUAAACAGACUUCUUCUUCUUCUUCUUCUUCUUCUUCUUCUUCUUCUUUCUGCUGUUUUUUCAUCCUGCAGAAGAUCCAGACUCCUCAGCCGUGUUCCGCCUGCAGCACUUCUCUUUUAAUGACGAAUAUGAUUGAGUGUAAGAACACAGACGGAGAGGUGGAGUUCUUCUGCAGCAGCGGCUGUGUGGCCGAGUCAAAGAUCAUGGCUCUCAGUGCGUCAGGUACUGGACUCUCGGACUCUGGUCUCUCAGUCUUAGAGGUGACCUUGUUACUCCUGGGGAACGUAGACUUUUAGGACCUGAAUGAGUUUCUUGUUGUUUUUACCUCCACAGGUGCUCCUGUAAGUUGUGACAGCUGUGGAAAAAUCGCAGUCCCGGUCCACCACUUCUCCAUGACCGACGCCUCCAUCAGGAACUUCUGCUCUCAGAGCUGCGCCAUGGUUUUCAAGGUAAAACUGGUUCAGGUGUUUCUCGUUGAACUCUUCAGAUCUUCUCGGUUGUUGAAGAUCGUACAGCUCGGGUUUGUUUUGUGGAUCUACCAUGUUUUUAACAGACGUUCAUGUUUCAUACAGGCGACGUUCAAGGGCAAUCCAACCUCCACUAACCCCGCUGAAGCCUCCGUCCAACGCUGGGAGGAUCCCUCUAAUCCACCGGGGGAACUUCUCUGCGUUCAGUGUCGUGGAGCGAUAAAAAACACGCCUAAAGUCAUCCAGGAGAAGGUGUUUUUUUAAGAUUAAAACUUCAAUCUUCAUAUUUUAUUUUCUAAAGGAGCAGGUUUGUGAACUAACUGAGAAAAUCUACUUGUCUGCUCUACUUGACUUGAUUGAUCCGUCUAUUUAACUGUAAACUAACGAUUAUAUCUGUGUCCACUCAGGGUAACGUGAGCUUCGUGUGCAGCCUGGCCUGUUCUCAAGAGUUCAAGAGGGUCAACAACAUCUUUGGAAAGUGUGAAGUUUGUAGGAGCGAGAAGAUCAUCAAAAUCAUCAAGAGGCUGAACGACGGAAGAAGCAGAGAGAGUAACUUCUGCAGCAACGGUACGACUGACACCCAGCGAGGAAGCCUGGUUCUGUUGAAACUGUUUGAGAAGUGAAUUUUAAGGUCAUACUCAAAAACCAGGUUUUUCCCUUUUUCCAACAACUCUGUUUUUAACUGAAUUUUAUUACUAGAGUCCCAUCAAUGCUCUCUGAGAAAUAAAGCGGUGUAAACUUGCAAACUUAAUAUAUUAUGUAAAUGAAAAGUCACAGAUUCUCUCUGUUGGAGGUAAAAACACAAAACUAGCUGCAGAAACUUUAAAUACUCGUGAGUACACAACAGGGAAAGAAAACUUUGAUUCCCUGAAUUCGUCAGGGUUUAAUUGGUGGAUCAAUUAGAGUUUAAAAAAUACAAAAUUUUCUUUCUGUUAUCCAGACUCAAACUCCAGUUCACUGUAACCUACAAAGUUCUGAAUCCAGACUUUAACUUCCUGUAGAUAUUAAGAGAAAACCAAUAAAAAAAAAAAAAGAUUUUAAUUUGUCACUGGACAUGAGGGAUCGCCUAUUUUAUUGUUUUUCUCUGCUCAUCAGGUUCUUCAUCUGCUGUAGUGAAAACCACAAACUUUGACUGCGGUUGUUAUCAAGUUUAAAGCGUCUAAAACUUUCCUCUUUUUUUUUUUUCUCAGCCUGCAAGAAUCAGUUUCUCCUGCGCUUGAAGAAACAGUGGGGCGAAUACUGUCAUUCUUGUACUUACUGCCUCUGCAUCUCAAAGACGUUUGUGACGGAGCGGUACGGACGUGCCGUGGAAAAGUUCUGCUCGGACGACUGCAAACUCAAGUACAGUUUGCUCCACAGAGACGUGAGUAUCAGCAGGAAAUAAUCCUCUCAAAACUAAAUCACUGAAGGACCAAAAAAAGGCUUUUUCUUUUUUACUUUUAUAAUUAACAAACAGGAAUACUUGCUGUUUUUUUCCCUUCUCUUCAGUCUUGAAUGUGUAUUUCCAUCAAAACUCUGUCUGACGUUAUUCUCUGAAUUCCCUCAGCUCGCAGCGUGCGACACCUGCGGUCAGGAGGGAAAACUGAGACAGAGAAUCCCACUAAUCGGAGAAGUCAAACACUUCUGCGAUGUGACGUGUGUCCACAAUUUCUGCAAUCAGAAGGUGAAGACGGUCAGCACAGGUAUGAAUGGUACCGGUCCAGGAUGUCGUGUUCUGCGGAGGUCGGGCGUUGUCUUCAUUAAUAGAGUCUGAUUCAAGUUCAGCGUAUUCAUUACGACAAACAGCAGCCCGCCUUUAUUGAAUUUAAGUAAACCUGCUUUGUCUCUGGUCCGCAGUCUCUCCUCCUCCUCCGUCUGUCAGCGCAGCAGAGUCCUCUCCGGUCAUCGCCAACGUCGUCUCACUCGCUGAAGCUUUGGCCAAACACAUGAAAGCGUCUCACGGCUCCGUACAGCGUGGUUCGAACACUCAGACAUCAGGUUUGUACUCACUCUCAGAUCCUCCAACUCAGAUUUUUCAACUCUAGAUGCAUUUUCACUGUGACAUUAUGGGUAUAAACGAUCGAUUUGCACAGGUGUAUUUAUUGUUUCACACGUUGACAUGAGGAGGAGGAGCUCAUAACGAUAAUCCCUGCAGACAUGUAGAGCAGAUAAAUAGAGCGGACUGAAGCUUCAAACUCCACUCUGACGGCUGAUCGUAUCUCUAGUAUUUCCCUCUGAGAGGUCCAACACCUGAUCUUCUGUAUCUCCAGCUGCUUUUCUGACUCAAACUCUCUUUAAUUUCUCAACAGUUCCUGCCCCCGACAUUCAGACCAAAACCGUUGCACAUGUAAGUUCACUCCAGAAGUUUAUCAACGAUCCAAACAAACCAAAACUUCCCAACAGUCGCUUUAAGAUGCAGAGAUUUCCUUAAAUGUUCAAACCGUCAUACUUUUUGUUGAAGUUUUUGCUCCUUAUUUGUUCUUCAGGCCGCCAUCCAAACUGUUCCCAAGGAGCUGAAGAACAAGUCCAUGCUGUGCACACCGUUAGUCCAUAACAAAGGCGUCUCCUGUGAUCUCCUGCAGAAACAGACUGUGGACACAGAAGUACAGACGGGUAACUUCUACUCCAAAGACAGACUGCAUCAAGAGUUUUCAAACUUUUGCCAAGUAUGAGCUAAAAUCUGUUUCUUUGUUGUGUUUUCUUGUUGUUUGCAGACAAAGUCGUACCCGAAGAGAAGGUCCUGCCGGUCCCAGUUCCAGUUUAUGUUCCUUUGCCCAUGAAUAUGUACAGUCAGUACACGCCGGAGCCUGUCGGCCUGCCCAUACCGGUGAGUAAACCAAAGAUUUGUUUUGUUUAGUUUGCAUCAGUGCAGGGAAAAUGUUGUCUGUUGUUUUUAUUCAAUGAUGCACGUAAAAAAAAUCUGGAUUAUUUCAUCAGAGGAAGUAUGACUCAGGUCUGAGGUUGGAGAAACAAUCACUUCCUCUUUUUCUGCCACUCUUCUAUAAAAAAUCUCUAGUUUCCUUUUUUCAUAUCAGCGUGUCUCUGAUAUUAAUGUUCCUCCUGUAGUGAUUUUAAUUUAUCAUAAAUGUCCCAGAAUUAAUAUUUGAUAAUAAUCUUCAAUUAUGACGUUUUGGUAACACUUAACUCGAUGCCUUUCUCUAAAGUUCAUUAUAAAUAAUAAAUAUAUGUAUAAUGUGUUAUAAUCACGUUAUAGUGCUGUAUAACUAUAGUUAUAAACACUCAUAAAUGAUCAUAACGCUUUAUAGUAAUAGUUAUAACACAUUUUAAAGCAUUUUAUCAUGACUUACAAGGUCAGGUAUUAUAAUGUGUUAUAACUGUUAACAACAGUUGUAUUAUCUAUGUGGGCAUGGUCACUGAGUUAUUAACAGUUAUAACACAUUAUAAUACCUGACCUUGUAAGUCAUGAUAAAAUGCUUUAAAAUGUGUUAUAACUAUUACUAUCAUUGAUCAUUUAUGAGUGUUUAUAACUAUAGUUAUACAAUGCUAUAACAUGAUUAUAACACAUUAUAAAUAUAUUGAUAAUGUGUUAUGAAAAUGGGCGUCAAAUAAAGUGUUACUGAUAUUUUUUAUAAAUUGAUAUUAUUUUGGUGCCCCGUGUGAGGCAUCAAUGAUUAUUUAGACGGUCAGUGACGGAGUCAGUUUGAGAGGUAAUAAAAACUGUCUCUGUUCGCCAAAUAGACCAUUUGUGAAAGGACAGAGAUUCAGGCCACUUUUAGACGGAAACGGUCUCCAUAGAAACGGAAAAAUUUCGUUUCGUUUAGGGGGUCCGUUUAGACGGCAACUGCGUUUUCAGGAGAUGAAAACGUAACAAAGUGAAACCCCCUCCAGAGUGGAAAUGUUGUAAACGCUCUGAUAGUCAAAAACGCUGAAAACGGUCAAACCUGUGACGCCCUGGCUCACGUCUGCUCGCGCUUAUGACAUCAUAGCCAUGCGCAGCUUCCUUGAAAAUAACAACAACCAUGCUAGACAGUCGAGUCGCACUGUCGUAACACUGUCCUCACGGAUCAUAUGGCUCAGCAGAGGAGGCGUCUGAAUUAUUUGCAUCAAAUAAUUAAUGUGCCAAUUGGUCGGAACGGAAGUUGUUCUACCUAUGCGUUGUUGGUGUAUAUGGGAGCGUGGUCACACGGACACUUAGCGCUACCUAGCGACCUGGCAUGCACAUUACAGCGUUUUCAACACAGCAUAAAAACUGAAAACGAAACGGCACUUUUUCGUUUUCUAUGGAGUUGGUUUGCGUCUAAAAGUGUCCUCGGGUCACCCUCCAGUCGGGUCAGUUGGGUGACCUGAAAGUAGAAACAAGUCUGGAAAGGUUUAUAUCAUCCUGUGUCCUGAGACCAGGUAAGGAACCUUUCCUGUGAGGAAUGUGUGAGUUUCACACACAGGAUUAUCUUGAUGCUGAACUUCAUCUCUGUUAGUGUCACAUUCUGCUUUCUAAGGCUCAUCUCCACCCUCCACAACCGUCUCCUACAUUGAAACUUCUUUGAAGGAUUUAUGAAAGAUUCCUGAGUGUUACCCUCCUCUUUCCUAAAUGUCCCAUAAAGCAUUGCAUGUUUGCAGCGUCAGAGUUUGCAGACUUUCUUCUUGUUUCUGCUGCAGCUGCCUGUUCCCGUGUUUCUCCCCGGGCGACCGGACAGCCUCAGUGAAGCCAUGAAACCCGCAAAGAAGCGCCGCCUUGAAUCAGAGGUGGAGAAAGUGCAGCAUGAUAAGAGCAUGCAGACGGACGGAGUGGAAACAGAAGACGGACAAAGACGAGGUGAGACAUUCAGUGAGAGUAAAGUGAUCGAACUCGUACAAGAAAUCCAAUUUUCUUUCUCUGUAUCAGUUUUAGAAAACUCCAGAAACUGCAGCUCCGGUUUUCUCGCUCAGCCACCAGAGGAAACAGACGUGUCCCGUGAGCGUCAACACCAGCUCUCCUAUCAGCUUCUGCCUCACCAGGACCCCCAGAUCUCUGCUCCGUCAUCAUCAACACAAACCGCAGAGACAGUCCACAACAAGACCACGGUAAAACACUCUUUUAAAAACGAGUGAAGGAGUUUUUUUAUCAUCUCUCUGUGGAGUGUAAUCGUCACUUUCCCCCCUCUAUAUUCCAGAGUUAUGAGCUGCAACAGUUUUCCCAGGAGAAUAAAAAGGAGGAAACUCACGGAAACUUUUCCAGAGAGCCGCUCAAACUGAAGAGUCAGUACGGCGUCUUCACCUGGAGGAGAUGGGUACAGUGGAGGAACUCACCGGCAAACCCCUAUUUUCUGUCCUGUAAGUUAUUUAUCAUCUUUUUUCCUGUUUAUGAAGUUUCGUUUAGGAGUUUUCUUCGUUUAAAAACAAGCUGAUGAGUCAGAAGGAGAAGCUGUUUUUAGAAAUAACUUCAUUCAGACUCUGACAUGAAGUUAAAAAUGAACAUCAUCUUCUUGUAGCUGCUGCUGGGACCUUAAAGGAGGAGAUCCUUCACUGCUCCGCCGCUGAGCUGAGCGACGGUCUCUGCGGCUUCAUUCAGGAGCUGAAACACGUGGACGGAGAGCCGUGCUCGCCUGACAGCGUCUUCUACUUCUGCCUCUGCAUACAACAGGCGAGACGCACGAACACGAACCCACAGGACGAUAACUUCAGCUCGUGACGUCACAUUAAUAGAUUUUAACGUCUGUGUGUUUGUUUGUCUUCAGUAUCUGUUUGAAAACGGUCGUCUGGAGAACAUAUUCAGCGACUCGAUCUAUGCCAACUUCUCCUCUGAGUUCACGAAGAUCCUGAGAGGUUAUAGACCCUCGGUCGCAGCCCGAAGUGAGCCCUCAUACGUCCUUUGUCUUCUCUUUCUACGUGAUCCAUGAACGCUGAUCGUCUGUCCUCCCGUCUCUGCAGGUUUGAACCGUUUCUGCGUGGAGGAGGAGUUUCUGUGGGAGUGUAAACAGCUGGGGACGUACUCCCCCAUCGUCCUCCUCAACACUCUGCUCUUCUUCUCCUGCAAAUACCUGGGCUUCACCACGGUGGAGCAGCACCGCCAGCUGUCCUUCGCCCACACCGUGCGCCGCACCAGAACGAACCCGGACAACACCAAGACCAGAUUCCUGCUUUUCUAUCUCCCUCAGUCCACGUAUGAAGCUGAAUCAGGUACCGAGAGUUUUGAUUUGAUUUGAGCGAAGAGAGUUUUACGGACAGUCCAGCAGACGUGACUCACACGUGUUUUUUCAGGGGAGGAUGGCGUCCCAGCGAAGAAGCAGAGGAGGACCGACCGUAUCACCAUGAUGACGGAGAACACAGAGAACCUUCUCCGCUGUCCCGUCAGACUCUACGAGUUCUACCUCUCCAAGUGGUUUGUGCUUUUACAUUAAAGUCUUUUAAAGCUUUCAGACUUACAAAACUUACGCCGACUAACGGCGCCGCAAUCACAAGCUGAAGUUCGUUUAUGACGCAAAGCAAUUCUGUUUCUUCUCUCCCUCUCUCCAGCUCGGAGUCAGUGAGGGGCCACCCUGGCUUGUUCUACCUCCAGCCGGACCCCCGUUGUGUUCUCAGCAGCCCCGCGUGGUUCUCCUGCAGGCCUCUGGACGACGGCACGAUGGAGGCAAUGCUUGUUCAGAUCCUCGCCGUCCGACAGAUGUGGGAAGGAGGUGGAGGAGGUUUGAAUCAAGAGACAGCGGGAGGAGACACAAACAUCUUUACCUGAGGAGGAGGAGGAGGAGGAUUCAGGCUGAAGACGGACAGUGAGAGAGAAAAUUGUUUUUUUCUUUUACUGUUUAUGUGUAAAUCCUGAAAACAUGCUGCUCUGAAAAUUACACCGACAAUCAGUGGAGAAAAUGAGACCCUGUUAUCAUGUCAGCUGUGAGUUUUUCAGAAAUCAGGAGAGCUGCUGCUGAACGCUUCAGUCAGGCUGUGGGAUUAUUUUUGAUUCUUUCAGAGUCAGAAAACAUCUAAACUUUUAUUUCAAACCAUCUGGAGCUGCGAUAGAAACCUGCGGGACUGUUUGUGUUUCACAGAGAGACGUGUAGCUCUGAUUAAACAAAGACUGAAGACGUGCAGCAGAGCAGAAGAGCUGAGCUUUAUCUAGAGGUCGCCGUCCUCCUGCUGCGUCUUCAAACUUCCAAAGUAACGAAUCGAUGAAAAAAUCUUUAAAAAGUCUGUUUUUAUUUUGUUUUUAAGACGUUUAUUAAGCAGCAGAUUCUGACAAAGAGAAAUGAAGCAAAUGCAGACGUGCAAAAGACUGAAGCACCAAAAACCACAAACUCACCUGAUCAAAAAAAAAGUUAAUUUCUGUCUGAGGGUUAAUUUUUCUUAAUCUCAUUUUAGACUCAUCAGAGUGAAGUUCAACAGUUUUAUAAGACGAGGAGGUAACUUUGUUCGGUCUCUUUAUACGGGGGGUUCAGUUUUUGUUUCGGUCCUCGGAGUCAGACGGACGUUGGAGUUCUCAGUUGUGC
Molecule: messenger RNA, 21493 nt
Organism: Xyrichtys novacula (pearly razorfish)
Lineage: Eukaryota; Metazoa; Chordata; Actinopteri; Labriformes; Labridae
Source: the annotation of a GenBank genome assembly